UUAUGGUCAAGUGCUUGUGCUUGGAUGUAGCAAAAUUGGCUAUUUUUAUUUUUAAUAAAAUGAUUAUCGUGAAAUAGAUCAGUUGAUUCGUUUAUUUUUUUAUAGUAAUGUAAUGUGCAUAUAAUUAGUUAUAAGGGAAAUCGAUUUGUUAGCAAAAAUGAGUGGGAAUGGUGGUAAGGGUUUUGGUUUCGCUGGGUUCUCGAUGCCCAAGCGGAAUCCCUCGAAUGUGUCGUUACACGCAGUGCCUCCUCCUACGGCCAUGAACAGCGUUCCUCCCCCGGCGGGGCUGUCGAAGCAGGGCUAUUCAACUAUGAAUGCUAUCACGCAAAAUGCUAUGACCGGCAAUUGGGGGACCUUGGGAAAGAAACGCUCAAAGACAGAAGACGAAUAUUUUGACGAUGAUGACGAGCCUCCAACACCAGCUCUAGCAUACAUCCCGGCACCAGGCAGCCCCAGCUAUGACAUGGCUAAGUCUCAUGACAAUGAAGAAGAAGAUCCCCUUGACGCGUACAUGGCUGGUUUGGAGCAACAAGCGGCAAAAGACAUGAAGACAAGCAAAGAGAAUGAAGCAACAGGCAAGGGUGAAACAGCCAGAGGCACGCGGGGAGAUAUUGAUGAAAUGGACGAUGAAGAAAGCUAUUAUAAAUAUAUGGAAGAAAAUCCACUUAGUGCUGCAGAUGACACUUCAGACGUUGAAAUCGAGUAUGACGAAGAUGGCAACCCCCUUGCUCCUCCCAAAAAGAAGUUCAUAGAUCCCCUACCUCCUAUAGAUCAUUCGGAAAUUGUAUAUGAACCAUUUGAAAAGAACUUCUACACCCCACACGAAGAUAUAGAGAAACUAACACAUGAACAAGUUGAAGAAUUGAAAAAUAAUUUAGGUGUACAGAUAUCAGGACCUGAACCACCACGACCAGUCAGCAGUUUCGCCCAUCUUGGCUUUGACGAACAGCUAAUGAAAGCUAUCCGUCGCUCAGAGUACACGCAACCCACACCUGUACAAGCGGCCGGUGUACCCGCCGCUUUAUCUGGAAGAGAUCUUAUUGGUAUUGCUAGAACGGGAUCGGGUAAGACGGCGGCGUUCUUAUGGCCUUUGCUGGUACAUAUCAUGGAUCAAAAGGAAUUAGCACCCGGCGAUGGACCUAUUGGAUUAAUUCUGGCACCGACGAGAGAAUUGGCACAACAGAUUUACAUGGAGGCGAAGAAAUUCGGCAAAGUGUAUAAUAUUCGAUGCGUAUGUUGCUAUGGUGGUGGAUCGAAGUGGGAGCAGACAAAGGCGUUAGAAGGUGGUGCUGAAAUCGUCGUAGGCACCCCGGGUCGUGUUAUAGACAUGAUAAAGUGUAAAGCGACCAACUUGCAGAGGGUCACGUAUUUGGUGCUAGAUGAAGCGGAUAGAAUGUUUGACAUGGGUUUUGAGCCGCAGGUGCGCUCGAUCUGCGCGCACGUGCGGCCCGAGCGGCAGGCGCUGCUGUUCUCCGCGACGUUCCCGCGCCGCGUGGAGCGCCUCGCCCGCGACGCGCUGCACGACCCCGUGCGCGUGCAGCACGGCGCCGCCGGCCAGGCGUGCCAUCUGGUGGCGCAGCACGUGCGCAUAUUCAACAAACCAGAAGAAAAAUGGCCGUGGCUACUGCACAAUCUCGUUGAGUUUUUGUCAGCGGGUAGCAUUUUAAUAUUCGUUACCAAAAAGCUAGAAGCGGAACAAACAGCUGCGAACUUGGGCGUGCAACAAUAUGACGCACUAUUGUUGCACGGUGACAUGGAACAAGCUGACAGGAACAAAGUGAUCACCGCGUUCAAGCGGCAGGAGCAGAACAUACUUGUUGCUACUGAUGUUGCAGCUCGCGGUCUUGAUAUCCCGCACAUACGUACCGUGAUCAACUACACAGUAGCUCGUGACAUCGACACGCACACGCACCGCGUGGGGCGCACGGGGCGCGCGGGGGUGCGGGGGGACGCGUAUACAUUGCUGGCGAGGGAUAAGGAUAAGGAGUUUGCGGGGCACUUGCUGAGAAACUUGGAAGGUGCUCAACAGGAAGUUCCCGAAGAAUUGACACAAUUGGCGAUGCAGUCCGCUUGGUUCAGGAAGUCGCGUUUCAAGAAGGGAAAAGGCAAAAACUUGAAUAUCGGCGGCUGUGGUUUAGGGUAUAAAGAGAGGCCCGGUCUACCCAAUGUGACAGAAGAGCCAAUAGUGAAUGUUCCCAGUGGCGGGCCGGCCACCGACAGACUGGCGUCGCUCAAACAAGCCUUCCGCUCGCAGUACAAUAAGUUCACAGCGUCCACGGACCACUCGUGGGAACAAACUCGCGAAGUGCUGCAGCCCGGUGUGAACGCGCCCGCACAGCCCGAGCGCACGCGACGCUCUGGCAAGAAGAGCCGCUGGGAGUGAUUAUAUAUGUACCUAAAUA
Messenger RNA from Colias croceus (clouded yellow), 2402 nucleotides. Its product is annotated as ATP-dependent RNA helicase DDX42. The record is from RefSeq and is a predicted model, not a curated record. The transcript is spliced from 15 exons. Lineage: Eukaryota; Metazoa; Arthropoda; Insecta; Lepidoptera; Pieridae. Gene Ontology annotation, molecular function: RNA helicase activity; RNA binding; ATP binding. The coding region runs from base 158 to 2383 and encodes 741 amino acids.